AGAGGUCAACCGGCAGCUAUUUUCCACCCAAUCUUAGGCUGUAUUUUUCAAGUCUGGGAGAGUCGAUCCGUGGCCUCCGUGGAGGGAGGUGCAAAAGUGACCCUCACGAACCACAAUCUCUCCACCUCCAUUGCUCCUACUUUCCCUCCUUCUCUCUCGCUCCUUAGCAAAUUUAUUUAUAUUCGGAUCACCACAUGACCAUUUCCAAACUUUGUUUAGAGAGUUUAGACUGCCCCAAGCAACGGUAUUCUCUGUCUUCCCCCGAUACUCCAACCAACGGAAGAUACUACCAUUAACCCCACACACAACUCGAAGAACGAAAACCAGUUUUCCUUUUUGUCUCUCUUCUUUUGGUGGGUCUAUUUUUUUAGUUAUUUGUUCUUUAUCUUCUUAGAAGAGCGUGGGUGGGUUUCGUGAUCCUGGUUCUUGGGGAUUCGUUGACAGAGGUCUUUCUUUUACAAAAGUUCUUUUUUGUGUCUGUGGUAACGGGCUUCUCUCGUUCUUCUUUUCUCACUGCGAGACUUUUCUUGGGCGGCGAGGUUCUUGCUUUAAGUUAUUAUUUUUUUAAGUAUUUUUCUUUUUGGGAUUCUGUACCGGUGAGCUGUGUUUUAUCGUUUUUGGGUUGGUGGGUCUUGGGGUUUUUCUGUUUGCCUCACUGUUCAUGAGCUGUUGAUUUCUCUGGUCGUUGGAGCUGCUUCAAGUUCCACGAACAUGGGUUUUGAUGAUGAAAGCAAAGAGGGUAACGAGGAGAAAGGACUCCCAGCCGCAGAAGAAACAACACCUGAAGCUCAAGAGGAUGGUAAUGAAGCAGGUGAUAAGCCCCACAGAGAGAUGCGUGAGGCUCCUGCUUAUGCAAGUGAGGAAGAAGAAGAUGAUGAAGGAGCAAAGAUAAACUUGGGUCCUCAGCGCUCACUCAAAGAACACUUUGAGAAGGACAAGGAAGACGAGAGCCUGCGGAGGUGGAAGGAACAGCUCCUUGGUGGUGUAGAUAUGGAUUCUGUUGGAGUAGAAAGUCUGGAACCAGAUGUUAAGAUCCUGAGUCUUACAAUCCUUUCCCCGGAUAGACCUGACCUUGUUCUUCCUAUUCCUGAGACUGGAAAUCCCAAGGGCUUAUGGUUUUCUUUGAAAGAAGGCAGCCAUUACAGCCUAAAGUUUUCCUUCAAAGUCAGCAACAACAUUGUUUCUGGCCUAAGAUACUCAAAUACAGUUUGGAAAACUGGUGUCAAGGUUGACAGCACAAAAGAGAUGCUUGGAACGUUUGGUCCUCAGCAAGAGAUUUACACACAUGAGUUGCCAGAAGAGACCACCCCUUCUGGAAUAUUUGCUAGAGGAUCAUAUUCAGCAAGAACAAAAUUUGUUGAUGAUGACAACAAAUGCUACUUGGAGAUAAAUUAUACCUUCGACAUCAAGAAAGACUGGCCAUCAACUUAAAGAGCAUUUGUUCAUCUCGUGCAGAGAUUUGUCCUCACUCAAUUACAUUCUAAUUGAAAAUGAGGAAAUGGAAAAAAAUGAACCAGAUAUUCCUCUUACUCGUAUCUCACUUCCCCUGUCACAAUUGUCUGAACAAGAUGCAUACCUGAAACUGGUGUAAGAACAAUGAAGCAGAAGAGGGAAAAUAACUCCAGAAUUCCAUUUGGUGGAUUCUUGAAUAAGAGAGAGUUUAGGUUGUCAAAGAGAUGUUUUUUUUUUUUUCUUUUCUUUCCUGCUUGUCUGGAAACCAGAGCGGGUAUAAAUCUUCAUUUAUAUGGUAUGAGCAUUUAACAAUUUGUAUAGGGAUUGUCAGAAAUUUGAAGCAUUGUAGUUUGUAAUUGUAUUGUAUUCUUUAGCACCGAUACGUGUGGCAUAUGACUAGAAUUGUAAAGCUAGUUAGAGCUAGCUGAGACAUACUUUCUUUUAAUCUCUUUGUUGUGUUCUUUUUCUAAA
Molecule: messenger RNA, 1923 nt
Organism: Nelumbo nucifera (sacred lotus)
Lineage: Eukaryota; Viridiplantae; Streptophyta; Magnoliopsida; Proteales; Nelumbonaceae
Product: rho GDP-dissociation inhibitor 1-like
Biological process (GO): Rho protein signal transduction
Cellular component (GO): cytosol; cytoplasm; membrane
Molecular function (GO): Rho GDP-dissociation inhibitor activity; protein binding
Source: RefSeq, a predicted model, not a curated record